Messenger RNA from Eucalyptus grandis, 1350 nucleotides. RefSeq lists its product as uncharacterized. The record is from RefSeq and is a predicted model, not a curated record. Bases 1 to 1350 code for a protein of 449 amino acids. Lineage: Eukaryota; Viridiplantae; Streptophyta; Magnoliopsida; Myrtales; Myrtaceae. The transcript is spliced from 4 exons.
AUGGAUUUAUCAUUGAACUCCAAAAAAAGGAAAGGUGGAAGUGGUAGUGGAAAAUCACUUGAAAAUGCAUUUAAUAUGACUCAACGGGAACGUCUGGAUUGUGAGAUUGCUAGGAUGUUUUAUUCGGCGGGCUUGCCGUUUAAUCUAGCAAGGAAUCCUUAUUUUCAAUCCGCUUUCACUUAUGCUGCUAAUCAUAAUAUUGCGGGUUAUGUACCACCAAAAUAUAAUUUGUUGAGGACCACUUUGUUGCAAAAAGAGAAGGCAAAUAUUGAUAGGUUGUGUGCACCUAUCAAAAUCAUGUGGAAUGAGAAGGGUGUAAGUAUUGUGAGUGAUGGAUGGAGCGACUCACAAAGAAGACCGCUUAUUAAUUUCAUGACGGUAUCGGAUGGAGAACCGAUGUUUAUAAAAUCAGUUGAUUGCUCGGGAGAAACAAAAGAUAUGCAUUUUAUUUUUAACUUGCUGAAAGGAGUUAUCAAUGAAAUUGGGCAUGAGAAUGUGGUCCAAGUAAUUACGGAUAAUGCUUCAAAUUGUAAGGGUGCGGGACAACUCAUUGAGCAAGAAUUUCCAUCCAUUAUGUGGACGCCUUGUGUGGUGCACACUCUUAAUCUAGCUUUGAAGAAUAUUUGUGCUGUGAAAAAUAUGGAGAGCAAUCAAAUAGUUUAUGAGGAAUGUAGUUGGAUUUCAGAUAUUGUUAAGGAAGUUAUGCAAAUCAAGCAUUUCAUCAUGAAUCAUUCUAUGAGAUUAGCAAUAUACCAUGAGUUUGUUAGCUUGAAGUUGCUUUCUGUAGCGGAUACACGUUUUGCUUCGAUGAUUGUGAUGCUUAGAAGAUUCAAGUUGAUAAAAAGUGGUCUUCAAAGUAUGGUGAUUUGUGACAAAUGGAGUAUCUAUCGAGAUGUUAAUCAAGAGAAAGCUAAGUUUGUCAAGGAGAAGGUGUUGGAUGAUUUUUGGUGGGAUUUGAUUGAUUAUAUACUUUCCUUCACGGCUCCUAUUUAUGAUAUGCUUAGAACUUGUGACACUGAUAAGCCUUGUCUUCACUUAGUUUAUGAUAUGUGGGGUUCAAUGAUUGAAAAAGUGAAGAAAGCUAUAUAUGCACAUGAAGUGAAAAGGCUAGAUGAGAAGUCCACAUUUUAUGAGGUUUUGCACGACUCCCGGGGUUCCAUUGCUGUGUUGGAGGUGGUGGUGAGAGACUGCUUCCUGAGUGGAAUAGAAUUGAUUCUUAGCACAGAGAUCGUGAAAGCAGAUCUUGCUGCUAAGACUCUUCUAAGCGCAGCUGGAGAGAUCUUCAAGUAUCAUAUUUUGAUCAUUGCGACUGGUUCAUCAGAGCUGAUGCCAAAUACAUCUCCUACUUGA